CUCCUCCUCCAUCAGUAGGACGCUACUCCACCCUAUCCAGUGCGUUCAUCUCUCCGUCCGUUACUGUCCCACGAGUGGAGAGGAUUUCAGCACCGGGACAGAUCCACCACACAUCCGCCACCGUCUCAGGCAUCAUGGCGACAGAGUUCCACAACCUCCAGGAGCUGCGUCACAGUGCGUCUCUGGCCACCAAGGUCUUCAUUCAGAGAGACUACAGUGACAGCACCAUCUGCAAAUUCCAGACCAAGUUUCCCGCAGAGCUGGAGAGCAGGAUCGAGAGGAGCCUGUUUGAAGUAACGAUGAAGACGCUCAACUGCUACUAUGCAGAGGCUGAAAAGAUUGGCGGUCAGUCCUACCUGGAAGGCUGCCUGGCUUGUGCUACGGCCUACAUCAUCUUCCUGUGCAUGGAGACACGCUAUGAAAAGAUACUAAAAAAGAUCAGCAUGUAUAUUCAAGAGCAAAAUGAGAAGGUCUAUGCACCCAGAGGUUUGCUCCUCACAGACCCCAUCGAGAGAGGUAUGAGAGUGAUCGAAAUCUCCAUCUUCGAGGACAGUGGCUCCACCAGCUCCAGCUCUAGUGGAAGUUCUCCGACCAGUAGCACGGCUCAAUGACUGGAGGAGCAGCACCAGGGGUACGGGUACAGGGGGGUCUGUACGCUCCCCAAGAUCCGCAUGUUGAAACAUGAGAGCACCAGAUUUUAAAUACUGAGUGAGAGAGAGAGGAUACAGGUACUGCUCACUCACUCGCUUCUUCCAAACAACAAGCGCAAAGCCAGGAGCUUUAACUCACAAACACAACUUCCCCAUCUCAUUUAAUUUAACCUCCUCUGCAUUUCUAUUAAGUGACAGAUAUAAGUUGAUCAGACACCCUCAAUAAUGAAAUAAAGAGGGCUAGAAAUGAUUGGAGUGCUUUCUACAGAUUUCUCACUGUGCCUUAGCUCUGGAAAAUCAGGUUAAGAUGGUUUUGAAACAACAGGU
Rhinichthys klamathensis goyatoka is the source of this 977-nucleotide messenger RNA. RefSeq names its product golgin A7 family, member Bb (gene golga7bb). Gene Ontology annotation, cellular component: palmitoyltransferase complex. The coding region runs from base 135 to 611 and encodes 158 amino acids. Gene Ontology annotation, biological process: peptidyl-L-cysteine S-palmitoylation; protein targeting to membrane. The record is from RefSeq and is a predicted model, not a curated record. Lineage: Eukaryota; Metazoa; Chordata; Actinopteri; Cypriniformes; Leuciscidae. The transcript is spliced from 5 exons.